Cryptomeria japonica (Japanese cedar) is the source of this 1837-nucleotide messenger RNA. Its product is annotated as cinnamoyl-CoA reductase 1-like. Gene Ontology annotation, molecular function: oxidoreductase activity, acting on the CH-OH group of donors, NAD or NADP as acceptor. Bases 280 to 1224 code for a protein of 314 amino acids. NCBI's taxonomy places the organism in Eukaryota, Viridiplantae, Streptophyta, Pinopsida, Cupressales, Cupressaceae. The transcript has 6 exons. The record is from RefSeq and is a predicted model, not a curated record.
GUGAGACGGUGAGGCGUAUAAACAAACUUCCAGACACUCUUUCCUGGGUCCCCGUCCAAGUCCACAAAUCUUCCUAAACCACUGGCAGUUUGUGAAUCUUCCCAAACCACUGGCAUUGCAGUCAGUCUGCGAAAACAUGAUCCAAGUCUCCUUAUAAAUAGGCACAAGAAUGUGGGAAGGAAAUUGCAAAUUGGAAAUAGGAAAUUGCAUAUUGGAAAUUGGAAAUUGGAAUUUGGAAAUUGGAAAUUGGAAUCUGGAAUUGAGGGUGAGAAGAUCAAGAUGGAAAGUGUGUGUGUCACAGGAGCAGGAGGGUUCAUUGCCUCCUGGCUUGUCAAGAUGCUCUUGAGCAGAGGCUACACUGUAAAAGGAACAGUCCGCGAUACAGAUGAUAAAAAGUAUAAGCAUCUGAAAGAGUUGGAAGGGGCGGAAGAGAGGCUUGAGCUUGUGAAGGCUGAUAUUCUAGACCCUGACAGUUUGAUACCAGCUAUCAGAGGGUGCAAAGGAGUCUUUCACACGGCCUGCCCUAUCAUUGAAGAUCCGGCACAAGUGCUGCAGGCGGCUGUGAAGGGCACUCUAAAUGUGUUGAAGGCCUGCAACGAAUUGGGAGUGAAGCGUGUAAUCCUAACGUCUAGCAUCGGCGCCAUUUACCUCGACCCCAGCAGGAAUCCGCAAGCCAUAGUCGAUGAAGACUGCUGGAGCAACCUUGAUUACUGCAUUGAAACCAAGAAUUGGUAUUGCUAUGCAAAGACGGUAGCAGAGAAAGCCGCGCGUACGUAUGCGGAGGAGGUGGGUAUGGAGUUGAUAAGGAUUAAUCCCAGUAUCGUCUUGGGUCCUCUGCUCCAGCCCACUAUGAACUUCAGCACUGCUCAUGUUUUGAAAUAUUUAACUGGCUCGGCCAAGACAUAUGCAAACGCAACUCAGGUCUACGUGGAUGUGCGAGAUGUGGCGAGAGCGCAUAUAUUGCUCUACGAAAAUCACUCUGCCUCUGGUCGAUAUCUGUGUGGAGAAAGAAGCCUGCACAGAGGACAGCUCCUGGAUCUGUUAGCACAACUCUUCCCACAUUACCCACUUCCUACCAAGUGUUCAGACCAGGAAAAUCCAAGGAAAGUGGCAUACAAAUUCAGCAAUCAAAAGCUGAGGGAAUUGGGUCUCUCAUUUACGCCCAUAAAGGACUGUUUGACUGAUACGGUGGCCAGCCUCAGGGACAAGGGAUUUCUUCCCUAGACCUACACUAAGAACAACGACGACGGCAAUGGCAUUACACCCUGCUGCCACGGACAUUCAUUUUUUAGCUUCUCACAUUAUUAUUCUCAUUCUCACUCGAUACUUGGAUACUAUAGCAUUCCACAUCUCAUAUUGUACAGCAUUACACAAUCUUCAUUUCAAUGCAACAAGGCCUCCCAGUCAGAUAUUUUUUAUUAUUUCCUUGCCAUAGGACAGAAAAAUGCAUCAUUUAAUGGAACGGUCCUAUAUUUAUUCUUAUGCAUCAUAAUUUAACACAAAUACUGCUAAAAUAUUUUUUAGCAUCGAAACACUAAGCAAAACAAGUAGGCUUCAAGAUUGUCAAUUUAAGACAGGACAAUGCCCAUCAAGACGGAAAGUUGUCGACCUAAGCAUUUCACGCGAUUGAAAGAGCAAUGUCUAGCUGCGACCACAACCUACAAAGAGCUGAACAAUCAAUCUCACAGAUCCGUAUACAAGACCUUCACUAUUGAAAAACAUACAACGUUUGUGUUAUGUUUUUCUGUUGCCUAACUCUUCAACAUUUGUAACCUCUGCUAUCCUCCUCUAUACACACAUGGCUUAUCAAUAUAUACCCACCACAUUUACCACCUUA